Messenger RNA from Lonchura striata (white-rumped munia), 3178 nucleotides. NCBI's taxonomy places the organism in Eukaryota, Metazoa, Chordata, Aves, Passeriformes, Estrildidae. The record is from RefSeq and is a predicted model, not a curated record.
GGCAGGUGCUGCGAUGCCGCUGUGCCCACGUGGCGGCUGAGGCUGAGGCCGAGGGCUGCGCAUUCCAUAAAUUGGCUCCGCGAUGCCGCUGUGCCGGCGCGGCGCGGCGGCCGAGGCCGAGGGCUGCGCGUUCCCGGCCGGCGCGGGGCUGAAGGUGCUGCUGCACUGGAGCGGCGCCGAGCAGCCGCAGCGCUGCCGCGUCUUCGGCGGCGGCAGCCGCAGCGCCGAGGAGAUCUGCAUCGAGCUGGCCCGCGGCCUCGUUUUUUGGUUUUAUUUCCGGAAUUGGCACGGCAUGAACGAGAAGGAGCCGGCGGUUUUCCGGAACGUUCCGCGGGCGGGGGAUUCUCCCGAGGAAAAACCUCCCGGAGGAGCUUUGCUGGACAGAUCCUCCUUCGAGUACCUGUUUGAGCAGGGAAAAUUCGAAUUCAUCAACGACGUCGCCUCCCUGAAGGAUUUCCAGAGCGAGGCGGAAAUCCAGAAAUUCAAGAACGAGAGCCUGGGGAUGGCUGUGCUCCACCUCUCCCACAUUGCCCUAAAAAAGGGCAUUUCCCUGGAGGAAGUGGCCAGGAAAUACAGCUUCAAGGACUGCAUCCCGCGCUCCUUCCGCCUCCAGAUCCAGCAGAACAAUUUCCUGACCCGCUUCCGCAUGAAGAACGUCUUCCGCCGCUUCCUGCGGCGCUUCCAGCGGCACACGGUGGCGGCCGGCGGCCUGACGGAGCGCGACGUCAUGUACAAGUACCUGGCCACGCUGGAGCAGCUGGCCCCCCGCUUCGGCAGCGAGCUUUUCCCGGCGAUUUCCCUGGAAACGGCGGCCGGGGCCGAGGCGGCGCCGCCCGGAGCCGCCGGGAGCCGCGCGGAGCCGGCGGCGCCGAGGGAUCGGCCGGUCACGCACCACGUCCUGGUCACCGGCACCGGCGGCAUCCAGUGGAGGCCGGUGCCCGCCGAGAGCACGGAAAGCCUCUCCCAGCGCGGAUAUUUUGGGAGAAAAAGCGGGAACGAGGAGCCGGAGCCGAGCGAGCCGCCCUGGCGCCGGUUCUGCGAUUUUCGGGAAAUCACGCACGUGGUGGUCAAGGAGGCCAGGAUCAGCAUCCACCGGCAGGACAACGAGAGCCUGGAGGUGCAGCUGCCCGGCCCCGGCAGCGCGCUGGCCCUGGUGUCGCUGGUGGACGGGUAUUUCCGCCUGACGGCCGACUCCAGCCAUUACCUGUGCCACGACGUGGCGCCGCCGCGGCUGCUGCUGAGCAUCCACCACGGCAUCCACGGGCCCAUGCAGGAGGAGUUUGUUUUUGCCAAGCUCCGCCGGGAAGAGCCGGAGGAGGGGCUCUACAUCCUCCGCUGGAGCGUCCUGGAUUUCAACCGCAUGAUCCUCUCCGUGCUCAAGAGGGGCCACCAGCAGGCUCCUGGGACGCCGGGAUCCGUCAAGUUCCGGCAAUUCCGCAUCCAGAAGAAGGGAGACUGCUUCGUGCUGGAGGGCUGGGAUCGGGAAUUCCCUUCCCUGCGGGAGCUGCUGGACGUGCUCAAGGGCUGCACCCUCAAAUCCGGCGAGGAGAACUUCACGGUGAAGAGGUGCUGCCCGCCCAAGCCCGGAGAGAUCUCGGACCUGCUGAUCGCACGGAAGGAGAAGGAUAACGGGAAGCAGAUCCUGAACCUCACCCAGCUCAGCUUCCACCAGAUCCGCAAGAACGAGAUCACCCAGCGAGCCCACCUGGGCCAGGGCACCCGGACCAACAUCUACGACGGGGUCCUGAGCGUCUGCGGGAAUUCCGGGAAUGACGACGAGGCCGAGUAUUUUUCCACGGAGCAGAACAACAACGGGAGGGAGAUGCACGUGGUGCUCAAAGUCCUGGACCCCAGCCACAGGGACAUCGCCCUGGCGUUCUUCGAGAGCGCCAGCCUCAUGUCCCAGGUGUCCCACGCCCACCUGGCCUUCGUGCACGGCGUCUGCGUGCGCGGCUCCGAGCACAUCCUGGUGGAGGAGUUUGUGGAGCACGGGCCGCUGGACGUGCUGCUGCGCCGGGAGAAGGGCCGCGUCUCCGUGGGCUGGAAAAUCACCGUGGCCAAGCAGCUGGCCAGUGCCUUGAGCUACCUGGAGGAAAAGGGAAGGCAGGAAAACCCUCGGUCCCUCGCAGACCUCGUGGACGUCACGUCGGUGAAUCCCGACUGCCCCGUGUCCGAUCCCACCGUCUUCCAGAAGCGCUACCUGAAGAAAAUCCGGGAGCUGGGGGAGGGCCACUUUGGGAAGGUGAGCCUGUGCUGCUACGACCCCACCAACGACGGCACCGGGGAGAUGGUGGCGGUGAAAUCCCUGAAAUCCGGGAGCAGCCCCCAGCUCCUGAGCUCCUGGAAGAGGGAAAUCCAAAUCCUGAAGACCCUGUACCACGAGAACAUCGUCAAGUACAAGGGCUGCUGCAGCGAGCAGGGGGACAAGGUGGUGCAGCUGAUCAUGGAAUACGUCCCGCUGGGAAGCCUCCGGGAAUUCCUGCCCAAGCACCCCCUGAGCCUGUCCCACCUCCUGCUCUUUGCCCAGCAGAUCUGCGAGGGCAUGGCCUACCUGCACUCCCUGCACUACAUCCACCGGGACCUGGCCGCCCGGAACGUGCUGCUGGAGAACGAGCACGUGGUGAAAAUUGGGGAUUUUGGGCUGGCCAAGGCCGUCCCCGAGGGCCACGAGUAUUACCGGGUGCGGGAGGACGGCGACAGCCCCGUCUUCUGGUACGCCCCGGAGUGCCUCAAGGAAUGUAAAUUUUAUUACGCCUCGGAUGUUUGGUCCUUCGGGGUGACCCUCUACGAGCUCCUGACCCGCUGCGACCCCGGGAGCAGCCCCCCAGCCAAGUUCCUGGAGAUGAUCGGGGCCACGCAGGGGCAGAUGACGGUGCUGAGGCUGAUCGAGCUCCUGGAGAGGGGGAAGAGGCUGCCCAUGCCCAGGGAUUGUCCCUGCGAGGUGUUCCGGCUGCUGCAGCUGUGCUGGGAGGCCGAGGCCUCGUUCCGCCCGGCCUUCCCCAACCUGGUCCCCGUCCUGCGCCGCUUCCGGGAGAAAUACCGAGCCCAGGCGGCCUCGGUCUUCAGCCUCUGCUGAGGGGAUCCCAAAAAUCCGUGGGAUGGACAGGGGAAAUCCCAAAAAUCCAUGGGAAUGGACAGGGGAAAUCCCAAAAAUCCAUGGGAUGGACAGGGGAAAUCC